Molecule: messenger RNA, 1231 nt
Organism: Magallana angulata
Lineage: Eukaryota; Metazoa; Mollusca; Bivalvia; Ostreida; Ostreidae
Product: serine dehydratase-like
Exons: 8
Coding region: 205-1188 (327 amino acids)
Biological process (GO): L-threonine catabolic process; L-serine catabolic process
Molecular function (GO): threonine deaminase activity; L-serine ammonia-lyase activity
Source: RefSeq, a predicted model, not a curated record
AUUGGCGUUUACCUCACCUAAACUGCGUAAUCAAUGCACCGUGACAAAAAGGAAGAAGUGAAACAUAUUCAACCGUUCAUUUACAGCUACAGUAGCUCCCUCUAGCUCAACAUUCAGACGCCAUUUUAUACUUACGAAAAGAGAAAACAACAUCAACAGCUUUCGUAAUUUACGUUUUUCAGUUAAAGAUCGGAACACUCUUUGAUGGAUGCUUUAACGCACGGUGACAUACACCAGAGACCAAUUUACAUCGAAACUCCGGCCAUCUUGAGCACACCUUUGUCGAAUAGUACUGGGUUCAAAGUUUACCUAAAGCUUGAAAAUUUGCAAGUGCCAGGAAGCUUCAAGAUUAGGGGAAUAGGAAACUUGUGUCAGAAGGCUGUGUUGAAGGGCUGUAAGAGGGUGGUAUGUGCCUCAGGUGGAAACGGAGGUUUAGCAGCUGCCUAUGCUGCUCGACUUUUGAAUCUCCCAGCAACCAUUGUUCUCCCUACAACUACUCCGGACUUUAUGGCACAGAAAAUCAGAGAGCAGGAAGCAACCGUGGAAGUCCAAGGCAGUGUUUGGGAUGAAUCAAAUCAAUAUGCUAUGACUCUUGCCAAAGAUCCAGAAUGUUUGUAUGUUAAUCCAUGUGACCAUCCAGAUAUAUGGGAGGGACAUGAAUCCUUGAUAGUAGAGACCAAGCAGCAGCUGCCCUGCCCACCUGAUGUUGUGGUGGCUUCUGUAGGAGGUGGGGGACUUUUGUGUGGGGUCAUACAAGGGAUGCAGAGAGUUGGAUGGGGCCACAUCCCAGUGGUUGCAAUGGAGACUGAAGGAGCUGACUGUCUGAAUGUGUCACUGAGAGAAAACAAGGUGGCCACCAUUCCAGCAAUUACAAGCGUUGCAAAAUGCCUUGGGGCCCUCACUCCAUGCACAAAAGUGUUUGAAUUGUGCCAGAAGAAUAAAGUCAUAUCAAAGCUUUGUACAGACAAACAAGCUAUUAAUGCUUGUCUUAAGUUUGCAGACGAUCAUCGACAGUUGGUGGAACCCGCAUGUGGUGCCAGUUUGGCUGCUGUUUAUAGUGGUAUUCUCAAGGACCUUCAAACUCAGGGUCAGCUCGGUGAAAUAAAGUCAGCGCUGAUUGUCGUCUGCGGAGGCAGCGCUGUCACCCUUGAUGCUCUCAGUAAAUGGAAAAAAGAAUUUGACUUGUAAUGAUUGGUAAAAGUGUUUGUAAUAAAUAAAAUGUGACACUGAA